GUUAGUCCAUGAGCCGGUCGGAGGUGCUCGGGUGGGAAGGUGCUUGGAGUGGGAGCCGUGUUUGUCGCGUUUACCUUCACAAGGGAGCCGUCUGACAGGACAGGUAGCCGCUUAGAGGCGCGGCCGAGCUUUACUCCGGGUAGCCGUCGCCUCUCAGCAUGGAAGACACCAUGUACGUCCCUGCUGACCUUACUCCUGAAGAGCGUAUUGAGUUGGAGAACAUCCGUCGUCGGAAACAGGAACUGCUUGUGGAGAUCCAGAGGUUGAAAGAUGAGCUAAGUGAGGCUAUGAAUGAGGUGGAAGGCCUGGAAGCAAACGAAGGAAGUAAAACUUUGCAGAGAAAUCGUAAAGUUGGCAUGGGAAGGAAGAAAUUCAACAUGGAUCCUAAAAAGGGUAUAGUUUACUUACAGGAAAAUGACCUGCUUCGUAACACCCCAGAAGAAAUAUCACGCUUUCUUUACAAGGGGGAAGGCCUAAAUAAAACUGCGAUCGGUGAUUAUUUAGGAGAGAGAGAGGAUCUCAACAUUGCAGUUCUCCAUGCCUUUGUGGACCUUCAUGAGUUUACAGACCUUAAUUUGGUGCAGGCUCUAAGACAAUUCCUAUGGAGUUUUCGCCUGCCGGGAGAGGCACAGAAAAUUGACCGCAUGAUGGAGGCAUUUGCACAAAGAUACUGCAUGUGUAACCCAGGCGUGUUUCAAUCCACAGACACAUGCUAUGUUCUAUCGUUUGCUGUUAUCAUGCUGAACACUAGUCUACACAAUCCCAAUGUUCGCGAUAAGCCUAGUGUUGAGAGAUUCAUCUCAAUGAACAGGGGCAUCAAUGAUGGAGGAGAUCUUCCUGAGGAGCUGCUCAGGAACUUGUACGACAGCAUCAGAAAUGAACCAUUUAAGAUCCCAGAGGAUGAUGGGAAUGACCUGACUCAUACAUUCUUUAACCCUGACAGGGAAGGCUGGCUCCUAAAAUUGGGUGGUAGAGUGAAAACGUGGAAGAGACGUUGGUUUAUUCUAACUGAUAACUGUUUGUAUUACUUUGAAUAUACUACGGAUAAGGAGCCACGUGGUAUCAUUCCAUUGGAGAAUCUUAGUAUUCGGGAAGUUGAGGAUCCAAGGAAACCAAACUGCUUUGAGCUUUACAUUCCAAAUAACAAAGGGCAGUUGAUAAAAGCUUGCAAGACAGAAGCAGAUGGCAGAGUGGUGGAAGGCAACCAUAAUGUGUAUAGAAUUUCGGCACCAACGCAAGAAGAAAAAGAUGAGUGGAUCAAGUCUAUAAAGGCAGCUGUAAGUGUGGACCCAUUCUAUGAGAUGCUGGCUGCUCGGAAGAAAAGGAUCUCGGUCAAGAAAAAGCAACAAAUGCAACAGCAGCAGCAGGAACAGUCUUAAAAAGGACACACAAUGUUGUUUUGGCAAUACUGCCAUCUUCUGGCCUGCAGUCUCUUCCAAACACUCCUUUGCAAGGUGAAGCUUGCAACUUUAUACUGGUUGUCUGUUAUUGGGGAGGGGGGGCAGGACUGGUUCAAAAGACUUUGAACUUGCAGCUGGAGUGUGUCUGGUCUUAUAUCAUUUCAAAACUUUUUUAUGAAGAUGUUUGCUACAGAUGCCAAUGCAAAUGAGCCAGUUUGUAGAUUUUCUAAUAAUGGACUAAAAUUAGGUGUUUUUUUU
Messenger RNA from Pelobates fuscus (common spadefoot toad), 1658 nucleotides. RefSeq names its product cytohesin 2 (gene CYTH2). Gene Ontology annotation, molecular function: guanyl-nucleotide exchange factor activity. The record is from RefSeq and is a predicted model, not a curated record. Bases 159 to 1379 code for a protein of 406 amino acids. Lineage: Eukaryota; Metazoa; Chordata; Amphibia; Anura; Pelobatidae. Gene Ontology annotation, biological process: regulation of ARF protein signal transduction. The transcript has 12 exons.